CACAUAUCAGACUUCACAUAGUUACUUAGAGAUUUUUCAAGCAACAAAAUUCAUUAUUAAUAUUUUUUUAGAAAAAAACUACUCAUCAAGAAUUAGAUUUUUGACAAAGAGAAAAUAUAAUUAAUCAUGGACUCAAAGGUUUUGCAAAAACUGAGGCCUUUCAUUGGUGUUAUUUUCUUGCAAUUCGGUAGUGCCGGUUUUGGUAUAGUCGCAAAGGCGGCUCUAAAUCAAGGCAGCAGCAAUUACACUUUCGCCGUCUACAGAAAUGCAAUUGCCGCUGCCCUUUUCAUCCCUUUCGCCCUCAUUUUCGAGAGGAAAACUAGGCCGAAAAUGACCUUCAGCGUAAUGUGGAAGAUCUUGUUGCUUAGCUUAUUCGACCCAGUUAUCGGGCAGAACAUGUUCUAUGCCGGGAUGAGAUAUUCAUCGGCCACUUUUGCUGCAGCCCUUUGCAAUCUCAUUCCUGCUAUCACUUUCGUAUUGGCUUGGAUACUUAGGAUUGAAAAAGUGAACUUCAAAAGCCUUCACAGUCAUGCAAAAAUUAUGGGGACUUUGGUUACUGUAGGUGGAGCCAUGAUUAUGACUCUAAUUGCUGGGCCCGUGAUAGGAUUGCCGUGGACACACGAAUCACAUAAUAAUCAACAAGCCUCUGCAAAUCCUGAAAAUCCUAUUAAGGGAGCUAUCAUGAUCGCCGUUGGUUGUACCGGCUAUUCCGCUUUUUACACUCUUCAGGCAAUUACAUUGAAAUCUUACCCAGCCGGGCUUUCUCUAACGGCUAUGGUGUGUUCUAUUGGAGCCUUCCUUGGAACUAUUCUAACUUUUGUGGCCGAGAGAGGAAAUACUUCAAUUUGGGCCUUUGGAUUGGAUGCCAAACUCUUGGCAUAUGUCUACGGGGGAGUGGUGUGUUCUGGUAUAACAUAUUAUUUAUCCGGGGUGAUAAUGAAAGAAAAAGGACCGGUUUUUGUUACCGCAUUUAAUCCUCUGGGCAUGGUCAUCGUCGCAGUUAUGAGUUCUUUCAUUUUUGCCGAGCAAAUGACAGUUGGAAAGGUAUGUGGCGCUACAGUCAUCGUUAUUGGGUUGUACUUAGUAAUUUGGGGCAAAAGCAAGGACCAGAAAGCAAUAGAAAUUUCCCAGCAACAACUGCCAAAAACAGCCACAAGCCCUUCAACAAAUGAUGAGCCCAAAGCUGAUCGUGCAAACAAAACAAUAGCUGGUCCUGAAGCUGUUUAAUAAAUCAAAGAUUUAGAUACUUUUAUUGUAUUCAUUAUUUGGUCCAACCAAUCCUAAUAAAUUAAUUUAGGUGAUUUUUCUGUUGCAAUUUUAUUUUGUAGAAUUUACCAAAAUGAAGCAAACUAGCAAACUCUUACAAGAAAACAUAUAUAAUUCUUACAUAGUUCGAUUCAAACCGCGUGCAAUGGAUUCGAAGUUAUUACAUAAAGUGAGGCCUUAUUUGGGUGUUAUUUUCUUGCAAUUCGGGAGUGCCGGUUUUGGUAUAGUCGCAAAGGCGGCUCUAAAUCAAGGCAGCAGCAAUUACACUUUCGCCGUCUACAGAAAUGCAAUUGCCGCUGCCCUUUUCGUCCCUUUCGCCCUCAUUUUCGAGAGGAAAACAAGGCCGAAAAUGACGUUCAAUGUAUUUUGGAAGAUCUUGUUGCUUAGCUUAUUUGACCCGGUUAUCGGUCAGAACAUGUUCUAUGCCGGGAUGAGAUAUUCAUCGGCCACGUUUGCUGCAGCCCUUUGCAAUCUCAUUCCUGCUCUCACUUUUGUAUUGGCUUGGAUACUUAGGAUUGAAAAAGUGAACUUCAAAAGCCUUCGCAGCUAUGCAAAAAUUAUGGGGACUUUGGUUACUGUAAGUGGAGCCAUGAUUAUGACUUUGAUUGUUGGGCCCGUGAUAGGAUUGCCAUGGACACGCGAAUCCCAUGAUAAUCAACAAACUUCUGCAGAAGAUCCAGUUAAGGGAGCUAUCAUGAUUGCUGUUGGUUGUACUGGUUACUCCGCUUUUUAUACCCUUCAGGCAAUUACCUUGAAAUCAUACUCUGCUGGGCUUUCUCUAACGGCUAUGGUGUGUUCUCUUGGAGCCUUCCUCGGAACUAUUCUCACUUUCGUGGCCCAGAGAGAAAAUACUUCAAUUUGGGCCUUUGGAUGGGAUGCCAAACUCUUAGCAUAUGUCUAUGGGGGAGUGGUGUGUUCCGGCAUAACAUACUACUUAUCCGGGGUGAUAAUGAAAGAAAAGGGACCAGUUUUCGUUACCGCAUUUAAUCCUCUGGGCAUGGUCAUCGUCGCAGUUAUGAGUUCUUUCAUUUUCGCAGAGCAAAUGACAGUCGGAAAGAUAUGUGGUGCAACAGUUAUUGUCACUGGGUUGUACUUAGUAAUUUGGGGCAAAAGUAAGGACGGGAAAGUAAUAGAAGAUUCCCAACAACUGCCAAAAACAUCCAGAAGUCUUUCGACAAAUGUUGAACCGAAAGUUGAACGUGCCACGAGCAUCCGAAUCCGUACCCAGUCGUUUAAUCACAAACCAUUCACUUUAUCAUCCACACCAUCAUUUCAUUAAAUAUCAUUUUAAAUGCUUCUACAUGUGUUAUACACUACUUUGAAAAAAUGUGGAAUCUAUUAUUAAAAAAAAUAAUAAUAAUAAUAAUAAGUUGUUAGUUGUUAGAUGAAAUGAGGGUUCGAGAAGCUUCCACACAGAGGCAAACACAUUGCAUGCACCAAGCACCUGACUGUGCAUCAGCUAGAAAAUUCGAGCUGACACAAUCCUCUGCAUUUGCCUUGUUUGGAUUUGAAUGAACGGUAUUGAUGCAGCCGACACAUUGUACUGUUUAGUGCUUAUUUAUUUAGGGUUUCGAUCAUAUAUAUAGGACAAGGUUGUAACCAAGUUGUUUAGUUUACCGAAUGAAGAAAGCAUGAAAGCAUUAAUGGGAAGAACGAUUUUUUUUUCCUAUGACGAAAAUUUUAGUUUUAACAGCUGACUAAAAUAACUCGUUGAUUCCAAC
This is a messenger RNA of Striga asiatica, 2987 nucleotides long. The record is from the annotation of a GenBank genome assembly. NCBI's taxonomy places the organism in Eukaryota, Viridiplantae, Streptophyta, Magnoliopsida, Lamiales, Orobanchaceae.